Molecule: messenger RNA, 1431 nt
Organism: Trichogramma pretiosum
Lineage: Eukaryota; Metazoa; Arthropoda; Insecta; Hymenoptera; Trichogrammatidae
Gene: Surf6
Product: surfeit locus protein 6 homolog
Exons: 4
Coding region: 90-998 (302 amino acids)
Biological process (GO): ribosomal large subunit biogenesis; ribosomal small subunit biogenesis
Cellular component (GO): nucleolus
Molecular function (GO): DNA binding; RNA binding
Source: RefSeq, a predicted model, not a curated record
GUUCUUGCCUCUUACCGCAACACCGAACGACCGCUGCGUAUUGCUUUUACGGUAGUUUCACGUGUUGAUAAUAUUUAUUAGUAACAAACAUGAAGAUUGACAAGAAGUUGGACUUCAAGACGCUGAAAAAACAGCUUGCAGAGGAGGAUGCAUUCAUAUCGAAUAUAUUUUCAAAAAUGCCAAUUCCAGGUGCCGAGCUCGCGGUCCAGAAUGGUCAUGAAGAAGAUUUUCCUUUCGAAGGUUCCGACGAAGAAUCUGAGGAAAAACCAAACAACAAUCACAAUGACGUGAAAGAUAAAAAAGUAGACAGAGCCCAAACAAUUCAAGAACUGCGUGGAAAGCUAGAGGACAUGAAAAAUAAAGUGUUAGUUCACAAAGACAAACUUCUGAAAAAGGGUUUGAAAAAGAAAAUCAAAAAACAAGAAAAAUUAGCUCAAAGAAAGCUUGCCAGACUAGAGGCUGCAUCUGCAAAGAAAACUGUCAGCAUAAAGGAAGAAAAUGGUAUUAAGGAAGAAGCUCCUAAACCAGCAUCCAAACCAAAACCAAUAUUCAAUGCCCAAGGCAAUAUGGUUUUCAGCAAAUUUGACUUCCAAGAAUUCGGAUCUGAAAAGAAGUCUAACAAAGGUGAAAAAGAUCCAAAGAAAAUUUUGAAAAAAAUUGAAGAAACAAAGAAUAAAGUGAAAGAAUUGGAAAAAGCUGGUGAAAUUGGUAAAGCUCAGGAAAUAAAAGAAAAAAUGGCGUGGCAGUCAGCUUUAGCUAAAGCAAGUGGAGAAAAGGUAAAAGAUGACCCAGAAUUAUUGAAGAAAACAAUUAAAAGAAAAGAGCAUCAGAAAAAGAGUAGUGCUAAAAAAUGGGAAGCCAGAAAAGAAGCUGUUGAAAGAGGUAUUCAACAGAGACAAGACACAAGAAAAGAAAACAUAAUGAAACGCAAAAAAGAUGUGAAGAUGGGCAAAAUGAAGAAAGCAGCUAAGAGAGGACGUGUUAUACCUGGAUUUUAGAAAUUGAUAGCAGCGAUCUUAAAGGUCAUCAAUUUGUAAAUAGCUUCUUAAAGUAAUCUAAUAAAUAAUUUAAUUUUGAAUAUACUUUUUUGUUAAUUUUAAAAUUAAAGUUAAAAAUCAUAUAACGAAUAUAAAGAACUUGACUAAAAAUAUUAAAAUUGUAUUUUUAGUUCAGCAUUUUCUAGCUUUUUCCGGCAAUCAAAUAUCUCAAACAUGUGGAAGCUCAAAACUUGUAAAUAAUAUGUGCGUACUUGUAAAUAGUGUUUUAUAUGCGUUUUGAUAACGAACAAUUGUUUUUUUUUAAAUAUUUAUACAUUAUGGGGUAUAUAAAAAAACGUUCUUUCUUUAUGUAUUAAAAAAAAAAAAAAAAUAGGCACUUUUACAUGUAUCUAGUAAAAAGAAUUUUAUAAAGUAUCAAUAUAUUGAUAAUUAA